Molecule: messenger RNA, 1431 nt
Organism: Cyclocybe aegerita
Lineage: Eukaryota; Fungi; Basidiomycota; Agaricomycetes; Agaricales; Hemipholiotaceae
Source: the annotation of a GenBank genome assembly
AUGUCGAUUCCACCUUCAUCUGCAUUGAAGGUCGUUGGCACGAAGAUCGUGAAUGAGCAAGGCGAGGAGGUCGUUCUUCGCGGAGCUGGCUUGGGUGGGUGGAUGAACAUGGAGAAUUUCAUCUCUGGCUACCCCGGUUGCGAGCACCAGAUUCGCGAGGCUCUUGCUGAAGCGAUCGGACAGGAGAAGUCUGACCUCUUCUUCGAUAAAUUCCUCGAAUACUUCUUCCAAGAGGAGGACGCGAUCUUCUUUAAGAGUCUCGGGCUUAACUGCAUUCGUAUUGCGUUCAACUACCGCCAUUUCGAAGACGACAUGAACCCGCGAGUGCUUAAGGAGAGCGGCUUCAAGCACCUCGACCGCGUCAUCGAUCUCUGUGCAAAGCACGGUAUUUACACCAUCCUCGACCUGCACACAGCCCCUGGAGGCCAGAACACGGACUGGCACGCUGACCACGGAGGACACAUUGCCAACUUCUGGAACCACAAAGACUUCCAGGACCGUGUCCUCUGGCUCUGGACGCAGCUCGCAACACACUACAAAGGCAACAAAUGGAUCGCAGGCUACAAUCCACUCAACGAGCCUACCGACUCGAAGCACACCCGGCUCGUCACCUUCUAUGAUGCCGUGUACAACACCAUCCGCACCGUCGACCCCGACCACGCGAUCUUCUUUGACGGCAAUACCUUCGCCUCCGACUUUUCGCACUUUGGUGACGCACACAAACAGUGGGAGAACACGGGGUACUCGAUCCACGAUUACUCGAGCUUUGGCUUCCCGAACGCCCCGGCCGCAUAUGUGGGCGAUGAUGAGCAGAAGAGGAGGCUGAGGAGGAGCUACGAAAAGAAGAGGCAGUGGAUGGAUGAGCGUGGGCUGUGUGUAUGGAAUGGCGAGUGGGGUCCGGUGUAUGCAAGGGCUCAGUAUGAGGGCGAGGCGACGGCAGAAAUCAACAGGACGAGGUACAAGGUGUUGAAGGACCAGUUAGCCAUCUACAAAGAGGCCCGCCUCUCUUGGUCCAUCUGGCUGUACAAAGACAUCGGUUUCCAGGGCAUGGUGCACAUCGACCUCUCCACACCCUACAUGACCCUCUUCAAAGACUUCCUCGCCAAGAAGCACCGGCUCGCCAUCGACGCCUGGGGUGCCGACACCUCCGCCGUGCAGCACAUCUACCAACCCCUCUACGACCACAUCAUCCAGGAGGUGCCCGAGCAGUACCGCAACCUCUACCCUGCCCCCGUGUGGAAGCUCUCCGAUCGCGUUGGCAGGAUCAGCAGGAAUAUCUUGAUGAGCGAGUUCCUUGUCAGGGAGUGGGCGGACCACUUCAAGGGCAAGACGGAGGAGGAGAUCGAUGCGAUUGCGGCGAGCUUCAAGUUCGCGAACUGCUUGAAGAGGGAGGAGCUGAACACGAUCUUGAGCGAGGACGCGAAGGCUUAG